AUGCCAAACGCAAUCGCGAUCGACGUACCGUCCUUUGGUCAGAUCAGCGGUGUCAAGAACGAGGAUGUCGAGAAAUUCCUGGGAAUUCCGUACGCGGAGGAUCCCGUCCGCUGGCGGAAGCCCAAGUUGCUACAGAGUCUGCCCGGCGGGAAGCAUGACGGAUCAAAGUUUGGUCCUCUGACUUCCCACCAGUUCCGCGCGAAGGAGCGUGCCCUCCUGAUGUGGCCUCAUGAAGAUUUGGCCUUCCCAGAGGGUAUCCAGUUAAGUGAGAAAGGCUCACUCAACCUCAAUAUCUGGCGUCCUACUGGUCUGGGAGCACGGAAGGUCCCAGUGAUGGUAUACAUCCACGGCGGUGCCUUCAUUCACGGCGGUGGAUCCCAGGGUCUCUACGAUGGCACACCCCUUGUCAAACACUCUGUAGAGAAUGGGAAGCCCAUCGUAUAUAUCACGAUCAACUACCGCCUCGGCGUUCAGGGGUUCAUGUUUUCUCAGGAUCUCAUCGCAGACGGAGAGGAGUGCGGUGAAGGCGGUGCAGGUAACUACGGUCUCUGGGAUCAGAGGACUGCCCUGGAGUGGAUGCAGAACAACAUCGGCGCGUUCGGCGGUGACUCAGACAGAGUGACUAUUGUUGGUGAAAGCGCCGGCUCCAUGUCGGUUCAUGCUCACAUGCUGGCAGGCAAACCCGGCCUUUUCAGCCGUGGUAUCGGACAGUCUGGCACUUGUGCCGAAGGCACGGACGGUCCUAUUUCAUUGAGCGUCUCUGCCGCACAACCUCUCUACGAUCAGGUUCUUGAGAAACUUAAUCUUACCUCGCUCUCGCCUAAGGAUCGCCUCAAGGCUCUCCGUGAAAUUGACGCUGAAAAGAUCGUGGAGGCGCAGGCAGCUUGUUUCCCAGGUUUCAUGCCCCUCGUCCUUCCCGCGGAUGACUCUGCUAUUCGAGGAGGAUUCUUCACCUACAAUCGUGAGCAAACAAAGGGUUGGCUCACCCCUCCGAAUGCCAAGGAUUUUGUCAAGGGUGCCAUCUUUGGUGACCUCGCUGAAGAGGGUAUUCUCUUCUGCGAAGCAGCACGAAGUGAAAAGUAUACGCCUGAGGAUUUCGUCCAUACACUCCGUUCUCCACUCCCUGGUUCGCAGGGAGCCUCGGAGACUCUCUUGGCUCAAUACGGCCUGAACGAUCCUAACCGCUUCAAGUCAGCCAAGGAUAUGAUCCCAGGCCUUUGUAAUUUCCUUACAGACGCGUUUUUCAACGCGGGCACAGACAAGGCUUGUUAUAGCUUCCCCUUUCCCACGUACAUUUACCGCUUUGAUCUGAAGAACCCCUUCGACACCCCAUUCAAGGGGUACGCGAACCACACUCUUGACAUGCUCUAUACGUUCGGUACAGCGCAUCAUAUCCUUCCCAGCGAAGCUGAUCGAGAUUUGGAGAAGAUGUUCAUGGACGCUUGGAUCGCGUUUGCGAAUGGCGGUGAGCCCUGGGUUAGGAAGGAAGAAGGUGAGCUCUGUGUGGACAAUGAGGGAAAGGUUGCAAUCAAGAAGAGAGGGGAGGCGAGGAAUCUCCAACGUUUGAAGGCGAUGCAGGCGGAGAUGGCGGCUUUAAGUGAUGUGUUGAUCGCAGUUGUGACGGGCAGAAUCCGCAAAGCUUAG
This is a messenger RNA of Saitoella complicata NRRL Y-17804, 1644 nucleotides long. Its product is annotated as alpha/beta-hydrolase. The record is from RefSeq and is a predicted model, not a curated record. The coding region runs from base 1 to 1644 and encodes 547 amino acids. NCBI's taxonomy places the organism in Eukaryota, Fungi, Ascomycota, Saitoellomycetes, Saitoellales, Saitoellaceae. The transcript has 2 exons.